This is a messenger RNA of Vitrella brassicaformis, 1423 nucleotides long. Lineage: Eukaryota; Vitrellaceae. The record is from the annotation of a GenBank genome assembly.
GCUUCAUCCACUUCCCCCGCCCGGUGCCGUGCUGUCGCAUUCCUGGGCGGAGAGAAGAGAAAGGGUGAGCCCCGCGCACAGAGGGAGGAGUUGCGAGCUGGGAUGAUGGAGAUGGAUAGGAGAAGGGAACUGCCUCAUUCCAAGCCCAUUCUCGAUGACUGAAGGCGGCACAGGGCCGUGGGAAGGAUGUUGCGGCCCUGAGGAUGGUGCGCGCAAAUGGCAUACACGACUGAGGAGCUACGCAGCACCGCAGAGCUCGGCAGAUAGGGCUCAUCGGCGCACUCGUGCUGCAGCGUCGUAAGGUGGUCUUGCGGACCAACGAAAACCGUCAUCACAUGAAAGGUAUGCAAACAAACAAUAUGGCAGAGAGUCCCUGCGUCGCUGCUCCAUGAUCUCUCUCAUGCGUGAAUGUUGCAUCGUGUUUGCAGCGCCACUCGGGAGUCGCUGAUCGAAGGCCUGCUCGCCAACGAGCCUCUGCUCACGGCCCUGCUCAGCCAAAGCCAUGCCAUCCCAAAGCAGGCCGAGCGCCCCAUCGAGAGGCUCAUCCACGCCCUCCUGUGUAGCCCGUCGUCUAUCGGCCGCCUGAAGGCCCUCCUCAUUCGCAAGCUGCAGGCGCCGGCACCACCAUCGGCGGCCCUCUUCCCGCUCAGCCGUGAGGUGCGUCGACAGCGGUGCCUGCAGCUGCUGGCAUGGCUCGAGAGGGGCACAUCGAAGGACGCUUGUGAUGGUGGCCAUGGUGGCCAUCGUUCUGAUGAACCAUCACCGGUCGUGCAGCAGCAUCAGCAGGCUAGGGAUGGUGAUGAUAGCACUGGUUUGGUGGAGGAUGGCGACUCGAUGGAGGGCGGGGAUGGCUGUGCAGUUGUCGCCGAUCGAGACGGAGAAGAUGCAAGGGCAGCGUACAGCAAACAGGUAGGUGGGUCAUUCGUUGAUCAAACAGACAAUGAAUGUCUGGCCGUACACGUGUGAGUGAAUGUGUGUGUGCGUGGUCCAGUUGUCGUUCAGCUCGUGGAGAGGCUCAUCCUGCAGAAGGAAAGGUGGAAGCACGCACCCACCAGUCAGCCAAUCGCCCAACCAGGGUGUCGACUCUUGUCUCUUGGCUCUUGUCCACCUGCUAUGGAUGCUUGCAGACAGAGGGAGGCAGCUCUCCACCUCAUACAAAGGUCCACAAGACACACACAGACGACGACAGACAGACCCUUACGCCACAUGUGCGUGUAUGCUUCUCUCCCUCUCCGUCUGUCUGUCUGGCCAUAGACGUCAGCACCGGCUGCUCCGCACCGCUCUGCAAAGGCUGAGACCACACACAGAUGGUGCCCACAACACACCAGGUGAGUAACUGAGGACAGAACGACAGAAAAUCUACCGGGAUGAGGUGUUGGGUUGUUGUACUGUCAGAUGGUGCUGCAUCUGGCGGUGGCCGUGA